CAUGCGCAUAUGGACUUUCCAGUAGAAAUUUGUUGAUUUUAUUGUUCGGUACACUAGUCUAUCGUUCGCCGGGAGUUAUCACUGACCAAACUGUCAAUUCGGUUAAAUAUCGAAUAUUCGUGUGUAUUUAUAUUUCACCAUGUUGGACCUACCGUUCCUCUUCAAACAGGAAAUCAAAAUGGAAUAUUUUGAUGACUCCUUGGCCAUGAAUAAUAACAACAACAUCAACACGAACAAUAAUAACAACAAUAGUAGCAACAAUAAUCUCCUGAACAGCUCGCAGCAAACGACGAAAAUCGAGCAAGAACAACCCGAUAGCGAUACCAUAAAAAUGUUCGUCGGUCAAGUGCCGCGUUCGAUGGACGAGAACGAUUUGCGAAGCAUGUUCGAGGAGUACGGAAGAGUACAUUCAAUCAAUGUUCUGAGGGAUAAGGCGACAGGAGCAAGUAAAGGAUGCUGUUUCGUAACGUUCUUCACCAGGAAGGCUGCGCUACAGGCCCAAAAUGCUCUACACAAUUUGAAGACUCUAAAUGGGAAAUCAUGAGAAGAUGUUCAUGAA
This is a messenger RNA of Leptinotarsa decemlineata (Colorado potato beetle), 559 nucleotides long. RefSeq names its product CUGBP Elav-like family member 1. Gene Ontology annotation, molecular function: RNA binding. Lineage: Eukaryota; Metazoa; Arthropoda; Insecta; Coleoptera; Chrysomelidae. The record is from RefSeq and is a predicted model, not a curated record. Gene Ontology annotation, cellular component: ribonucleoprotein complex.